GCUCCAUUCUUAGUUGCACUUGAACAAAGGUGCGGUUUGUAACGCUUGAUAAGAAAGAAAGCAGACAUGGAGCGUUGGCUGAAUCGUGUUGCGGUAGUCACUGGUGCCAGUGCUGGUAUUGGUGCUGCUUGCGUCAAAUAUCUCGCAAAUAACGGAAUGCUCACAGUUGGUCUGGCACGACGCAAGGAGCGCAUCGAAGCACUGCGUGAUGAAGUAAAUGCUGAGGCACGCGAUCGUAUACACGCCAUUCCAUGUGAUGUACGAAAAGAAGACGAUGUUAUUGCCGCAUUCAAAGAGAUUGAAACCAAGUAUGGACCUGUGGCUGUACUGGUAAAUAAUGCGGGUAUUGUACGCACGACCGACUUGCUGGACGAGAAAAAUUCACAAGAUAUGCGUGACGUGAUGGAUACAAAUGUUUUGGGUACUGUGUGGAGCACUCGUGAAGCCUUCCGUUCGAUGAAGACCAACGAUGGUGAUGGGCAUGUUUUCCUCAUCAAUAGCGUUGCAGGACAUAAAGUGCCAAUUGUACCCAAUUUUUCAUUAAACAUUUACCCAUCGUCAAAGCAUGCGGUAACCGCUUUGAGGGAGGUUUACCGACAGGAGUUCCUCAACCAAAAUACAAAAAUUAAAGUGACAAGCAUCAGCCCUGGCAGUGUGAAAACUGAAAUUCUUGGCGAAGAUAAUUCCAGAUUUGAUGAUUUCCCCAGUUUACAAGCCGAGGAUGUCGCUGAUGCCCUAAUUUACUGCCUCCAGACACCGCCUCGAGUGCAGAUUCUCGAAUUGCUUAUACAACCGCUCGGUGAAAUUCUGUAAGACUUCCGUGCAGCUGAAUAACAGAAUAUUUGUAUGGUAGAAAUCAUGUGCGCAAUAAUAAAUGUUUAUUAAUUUAAAUUAAGUAUUCGUAAUUGAUAAAGGCAAACAUGCAAAUGUAUACUGGCUCAAAUGUUUACUCACUGUUCAACUUUCAAAUAUAAUUUCGGAA
Messenger RNA from Anastrepha ludens (Mexican fruit fly), 982 nucleotides. RefSeq names its product farnesol dehydrogenase-like. The record is from RefSeq and is a predicted model, not a curated record. The transcript has 3 exons. NCBI's taxonomy places the organism in Eukaryota, Metazoa, Arthropoda, Insecta, Diptera, Tephritidae. The coding region runs from base 67 to 813 and encodes 248 amino acids.